UAUAUGUUAUCGGUCACACAGAUACGCACAUUUCAUCGUAAAAUGCACUUUCUAAGCCAAUUUUUCGAAAUUAUUAAGAUUUCUAAUCAACUAAACAACUAAACGGCCAAAAUGCAAGAGCUCAAGCAAUGUUUUGAGCGUCGCCAGCUAGUGGACGAGUUGAAGCAGAAACAGGUUAUACAGGACUGCCUGCUGCAGAAGAUCCUCUACUCAAAGCGCCUGCUGGUCGACCAUGUCGAGGCGCUCGAGCAAUGCAUACAGGACCUGCAGUCGUUGGCGGCCACCCGGCCCGGCCGGCAGCUUCUGAGCACGCGGAAUGCCUGCCUGCUGCUGGGUGGCACUCUGCUGGAGCACUUCGUGACACCGCGCCGGCUGCGUCUGACGAUGCUGCCCACCAUCCUGGUCACGGGCACCUUUACAGCGCUGUAUGCCGUCAAGAGCGUUUUUGUGUGCCGCAACAAGAUGGUGGAGCGCAAGCUGGAGCAGCUCGUGCGAACCAUCGAUGAGUUUGGCAAUUGCAUCCGCCGCAACAUGACGUACUUUCAGGAGAUAAUCAUCAUGAAGCAGGCCGAACUUAUAGAAUCGCGACAGAUAGAACGUGCCUGGGAUUGCAUAACGGCGGCCAAGGAGGUGACCGAAAUACUCUACGAUGCGACGCGCAAGCUGGAGACGGACUACCCGCUGCCCGCCAAAUAUGGCUCCUACUACGCACCCAUGGAGGAGCUGCGAGAGUGCGAAUACUUCAAGAACAAUGUGACGGACUACAGUCCGAAGCACAUAAAGGAUUUCCACAACAUUUUUGCCUAUGUGCAGUCGCAAUAUCUGCUCCGCCUCGCGCUGACCAUCACGACGCGGCCAUCGAUCUCGCAGCUGAGCGAGGAAUUGGUGAAAAUCGAUUGCCUGAUGCGACAGUUGGUCCUUGAGGAGGAGCAGCACUUCGGCAACCUGGCCAUUGCCAUGCAGAACCGGAAACAACUGGAGCUGGCGGAGCUGCAUGCGGCCAAGACAGAGCAACAGCGAAGCGGUCCCAUUGCCGUGCUGCAGCACUCCUCGCUGAAGCUGAGUGCGUGCAUGGUGGCCGUGGCCGGUGAGUGCCAGGCACUGGAUAUUACGCUGCAGCAGCUAACCGCCACGGAGGCGGCGCACAAGAACAACGCCAAAGCACUGGUGGCUGUGUCCAGCAGCAUGCACGGCAUUGAGAAUGCGCUGGCCGUCUGCUGUGAUGAUUUCCAACGCCUGAUGCUGGUCUAUAACAAGUUUCUGCACAGCAAACUGGAUGAGGAGUCAGAGGCGCCCAAGGCAGUAGGCGCUACGAGGCAGGACGACGAAUUUCCCGACAGUAUUUUGCGCGUUGAAGUCUCGCAGAGUGCGGGCGAGACGCAGCAGAAGGAUGACUUCUAUGCGUACAUGUACGAUGAGAAUGAGGCACAGCAGCACGAGCCGGAAGCCCCGCAGACGCCCGAGAAGGAGCUGCUCAACUUUGAGAAGCGCAUCACGAAGGGCAGGUUCAAGCCGGUGCUGAAGCAGCUCAAGGAUCGCAUCGAUCCCAUACGCAAAGUGAUGUUGGAGAAGGAGCGCGAGGUACUCAACGCCAAGGGCAUCAAUGUGGACGAGCUCUUUGGCGUCAUCAUGGCAGACAAUCGACAGGCGGAAGCCGCAUCUCCCGCACAGCUCAGCAAUUGUGAUGGCUCUGGCAGCGGCUCCGAGUCGGACUCUGCCGACGAGCGUGACCUCAGGCAGCGCAGCAAGCAGCACAAGGAGCGUGACAACUUUGCCGAGAUGCGUCAGUUUUUGGCCGAAAAGCAGGCCAUCAAUCUGUUUGCCACCCAGCUGCCACGUCCCCCCAUCGCUGUCGAGGAGGAACUGCUGGAGAGCGAGUGCUAGAAAUGCCCCACACACUAUCUCACUAUCACACGCAUGCGGCACUAUCUAGUUAAGCUUUUAUCUUUUAUCUAAGCAAUAUUGUGAGAUAAGCAGCGUGCCGCGUGCCUAACCCUACCUCCAUCCUGCCGUUCAGUUUGUUCCUCGGUUUUUGCGUAGAAUCCAUUGCUGUAAAAAGACACGCAAAUAAUAAACUUUUGUAAGUAGCUAAAAGUGCAUUAAC
Drosophila subobscura is the source of this 2104-nucleotide messenger RNA. RefSeq lists its product as uncharacterized. Lineage: Eukaryota; Metazoa; Arthropoda; Insecta; Diptera; Drosophilidae. Bases 112 to 1884 code for a protein of 590 amino acids. The transcript has 5 exons. The record is from RefSeq and is a predicted model, not a curated record.